AGCCUGGUCCUUCUCCUCUUCAGUCCCCUCCUCGGAAGUAGACGUAUCUGUCUAUAUUCCGUUCAUUUAUUUUUAUAUCUUUUUUAUAACGACCCCUUUUCCCCAACACGCAGCACCAUGAACACCAAGAUGGAGGACUAAAGUGAAGAGCGGGUCCCUGUUUCAGCCCUAUUCUAAUCCUUGAACUGAGUGACCGGAUGAAAUCCUACUGUGGGUUUCUCCGCUUUGCAGGGGAGGUAGCUGUAUCCAGUGGGGAGGUAGGCUCAACCAGGGGAAAGAAUGAAGUUCUUCGAACCCUGGGGACGCCAGAGGCUGUCUUUUCUUCUGGAAAAGGCCGCCUCUAGGGAAGCCAAGAUGUGGAAGGUCUACGUGCCGAAGAAGCCCUCCUCACAGGAUACAGAUAUCACCCCUGCCCAGCGGGAUGAGGCCGUGCGCUGGUUGACGGAGCUCCAUGGUAAACUGCAGCUGUACCCAGAGACCCUGGUGUUAGCUGUUAGCAUCCUGGACCGUUUCCUCGCUCCCAUCAAGGCCCGUCCAAAGUACCUGCGCUGCAUCGCCAUCGCCUGCUUCUUCCUGGCUGCUAAGACCUGUGAGGAGGAUGAGCGUGUGCCCUCUCUGAAAGAGCUGGCAGACUCCAGCAGUUGUGGCUGUUCUCCAUCAGAGAUCCUGAGGAUGGAGAGGAUCAUCCUGGACAAACUGAACUGGGAUCUGCACACCGCCACAGCUCUGGACUUCCUGCACAUCUUCCAUGCGAUGGUGCUGUCGUGCCGUUCUGGGUUUUUGGACUCCAUGUUGGGACUAAACCGCUCCCAGCACCUCACCCUGCUGACACGGCGCCUGUACCACUGUCUGGCCGACCACACGCUCAUACAGCUCAGAGGAUCCAUGCUGGCCUUGGCCCUCAUCACCCUGGAGCUGGAGACCUGCUGUCCUGACUGGCUGGCUCUUACCAUAGACCUGCUAAGGAAGGCACAGAUCGACAGCUCUGAGUUGAUUCGGAGUCGAGAGCAAGUGGCUCGUAGUCUGUCCACACUGAGAGCUUCCCUGCCUCCAAACACUGUCUACAUCUACCAACCCCUGCAGAGCCAAAGCACCCUGCAGCCUCCGGCCCAGGACCCCACACUCCCCUGCUGCACGCUGGGGAUGACUUCCACCACCGAGUCUUCCAGGGACCACGCCCUUGUCACCGCCACCCCUGCCCAGCUACAGAUACCUGCUGGUGGGGAGGAGGGGAGCCAGCAGCCCUGGAGCUCCUUCUCCUGCUCCACCAACAGCAGCAUCCCAGCUCUGCUGUCUCCACCCAGACACCUCCGCCAUCUCAACCACCUGCAGAAGGUCACACUGCGUUGCAAAGCAUCCGCCAAGCGCAAGGUGGAGGAGAUGGAGGUGGACGACUUCUACGACGCCAUCAAGCGCCUCUACAACGAAGACGUCACCACCACCACCACCGCUGCUGUCCAGGAGGGGGCCACACCUUCGAUGGGGGCGAUAACAGGUGGAGGAGGAGGAGGUGGAGGAGGAGGAGGAGGUCUGGGUGUCUGCAGCGUCCUGUUGACCCGGCAGGAAGGCAGCACCUCCCCCUGCCCGCCUCUGCAGCCAGUCAGUGCCUCCUAGAGACCAAACAUGAACCUGUUCACCAAAACCACCUUUCACACUGACAUCAUCCCUCACCUUCAAAUCAAUCUGCUCCAUUCAAAGUAUUCACACUACAACCAGUUAUGAUCAAGCAGUGAUAUUAAGGGCAGUUCUUCUCUGUGAUGAGCAACUCUCUCAGCAAAAGGAAACAACAAAAGAGAAAGAUUUCAUUCAGUGUUUCCUUUUGCAUACAAAAUGCAAUGUAAAGGCAGCUCCUAGGGACGUGUUGCUGGUCACAGUCGACACAGAAAAUUGUCCUUUUACAUCACUGCUUCUGAUUAAAUGUACAAUAAAAAGAAGAAAAUAUUGAUCUCACAAUACAAAUAAAGUACAGAUCGGGAUGAUUUCAGUGCUUCAGGUGGUUUUGGUUUCAGUAGAAACGACCCCGAGCUGCCGGGCCGUCCCGAGCUCAGCUCCCAUCAUCUCCUGCAGCAGGAAAACAGAGCCCAAAAAAAAUUAAACAUUCAAAAAAUAAAAAACGUGCUGCUGCUGCUGCUACUCUUAUUAAUUAUAUUUGUUGAACACAAAUACAAUAUUACAAAAGGUUUAAAAAAAAAUUAUAAAUGAAAAAGUUACCUUCAAAAAAACCUAGAAUUGACUUUUCCAUCCCAGUGUCUCUCUCUCUGUCAUCGUUUGUCAACUUUUAUUUGUUGUUCACACCUUUAACUCUUUCAUUUCACAUAUUUAUGUUUUUUUUCUAUCUUCUUUACUUUCCCUACUCACUGCAUGUCAUUUCUGUAACAUCUUCAUAGUCUAAAUCAAAUAGACGAUAUCUGUAUUACUCACCCAGAUAGAAAAAUACAUUGUUUUGUUUUCUUUUAGUGAAGUGCCAUUUUGAUUAUUAAUAAGAUGCUAAUAUAAAUAUCCCUCCUAUGAAUCCCUCUGUUUUCUCCUUCCCUCUCAGCUUGUUGUGACGGCUUGACUGAAUGAACCUCCGGUUGUUUUAUUCACCCACAAUCUGGUUUCCUCUGUUGAAGCAGAGGGAACUAGACUUCUCAUUUAUGUACGCAUAUGUAAUAGAACAACCUUGAGUUAUUUAAAGCAGUUUAAUAUUAAGCUAAGAGACAGAAAUGUGUUUUUUUGAGUUGAUGUCUGAGCUUCAGAAAGGACACAAUCUUUACUUUGAUGUUCAAAAAAAUGCUAAAACAACGCGCUCUGUUUUUAUCUCUUGAAGUUCUGUUUAAUAUAUUUUUAUUCCUGCAAAAAGCUCUGUUAUACUGCUGUGGGAGCUGCUGGCGGCUGCUCUGGGUCCCUGAAUGCACCACGGCACCAAUAAAAGAAGAGAUACAAGUAUGAAAACC
Centropristis striata (black sea bass) is the source of this 2936-nucleotide messenger RNA. RefSeq names its product cyclin I (gene ccni). Lineage: Eukaryota; Metazoa; Chordata; Actinopteri; Perciformes; Serranidae. The coding region runs from base 280 to 1614 and encodes 444 amino acids. Gene Ontology annotation, cellular component: cytoplasm; nucleus; cyclin-dependent protein kinase holoenzyme complex. Gene Ontology annotation, molecular function: cyclin-dependent protein serine/threonine kinase regulator activity. The record is from RefSeq and is a predicted model, not a curated record. Gene Ontology annotation, biological process: regulation of cyclin-dependent protein serine/threonine kinase activity; mitotic cell cycle phase transition. The transcript has 10 exons.